Messenger RNA from Naegleria lovaniensis, 1029 nucleotides. RefSeq lists its product as uncharacterized. The record is from RefSeq and is a predicted model, not a curated record. The coding region runs from base 1 to 1029 and encodes 342 amino acids. The transcript has a single exon. NCBI's taxonomy places the organism in Eukaryota, Heterolobosea, Eutetramitea, Acrasida, Naegleriidae.
AUGGCUCAAACACAUGUAACCACUGAUUCGUUGGAAAACGGAUUUAAUUUUUCAUCUGUUCAUCAACUAAGUUCUGUAUAUUCUUGCAAGGGGACAUGUAAUACAUUGUUUAUUAAUAUUACCUCUUUCCUUUAUCGAGGCUUCUUACGGUGUUGUUUGAAACAAGAUCCGUCCCUUGGAGCUCUGUAUCGCAGAGCUUUUGUUGCAUCUCUUGCUUGUGUUGCCCUUACAUGGAGUUUUCCUCUUUCCGUUUUGACCCAGUUUUGGUAUGGAGGUGAAAGAUGUACUCCAUUAAUAUCCUCAAGAAAUGUUUCCUCUACCUCAACAGUCUACAUUAGAACACCUCAACAAGUCUUCGUUUCAUGUACAUUACACCAGUUUGUCUUUUUUGGAGCUUCCUUCUUGGCAUCCUCUGCUUUUGUUUACUUAUUCUUUAUUCCUUCUGAUAACACAUGUUUCCUCCUACCCUCGUUGAACGAGUAUCUUAAACAAGCCAUCAGAAAUGGAACUAGUCCUGGCCAAUGGAACACAGUGCUCUUGCACAAUUUUGUGUUUGAGGAGAGAUUUUACAAGUACCUCCUCUUCGUGAUAGGUGUCUGUUUUUGUAUCUGUGGAAUGAACGGUGCAAUGAUCGUUUCAAUUAUUGCUUUGAAAAUUUUCCAAUUUUCUAAUAGUGCAUGGUGUGUCUCCGUUUAUGGAAGCCUGUUGUGUAUUGUAAUAGCAUUCUUAUUCUCUUGUAUUGCGAGACGAAAGUUGUUGAAUGAGUAUGGAAACCCAAGAAAUUUGAGGAACGAAUUGAUGUCAAUGGUUAAUCAAGGUACUGAGGAAUAUGACGACGCUGCUGUAACUAAAAGCAGUUAUGAUGAGUUUAUAACAGAAAAAGACAAUUCCGUAUUAGUUGCAUGGAAAGCUGAAGAUGGGAUGAAUGAACUUCGUUUUGUUCCUGUUUUUGUAUCAGAAAUUUGUACGUACCUUAAAGGCACCACUUUUCAAACAAGGGGGAAUAUUAACAACGGGGUAGAGGAAUAA